AGAAAUGUCGGGAGGGGAUCCGAGUCCUCCCGUUUCUUUCUUCGGUACCGUAGCUGGACUCGAUAGAAAUAUACGUGAAUUUAUAAGGGUCUACUAUUACACAUUUUUUUUUAGCAUCAUCUUCUUCCACCUUGCGCGUUCCUUCAAAUUCUCUCUCUCUCUCUCUCUCUCUCUCUCUCUCUAUCUCUGAGCGCCCGUCUCCAUGGCCUCUACCAUACAAAAGCUCUGGUCUUCAAACCGGUUCGCUGUAAAAAAAAGGGGCACAAUUGAUACCGUGUGAUGCAUAUAAUUCAUCGACUAUACGGUUCACAGUACAAGAUCCAGUUACUAUCCACCUGGAAUUCUAAUUUUGUGCACGGACUUUCAGAUAGUAGAUUGGUUGUACUGAAGGGAUUUUAACCCUAGGUUCAAAUCGUCGCAAUCAUUCGUUAUUACAUUGUAAAGCUGCUGAGUGAGGUGAUUUCUGGUUGGUAGUUAGUUACUGUGGUUUUUAUGUUACUUCAUCAUGCCAGCCAUACAGAAGCUUUAUAAUGCUUGUAAAGUUUCACUUUCCCCUAACGGACCGGUAUCAGAAGAUGCUGUCGAAAAAGUUCGCGCUCUGCUAGACAAGAUCAAGCCCUCGGAUGUCGGCCUUGAGCAGGAGGCACAGUUGGUACGUGGGUGGACAAGUUCAGUGCAUGGGCGUAAUGGUAAUAAUCUUCUGUCACUGCCGCCGAUCACAUACCUGCAUAUACACGAGUGUGAAAGCUUCACUAUGGGAAUAUUUUGCUUGCCUCCUUCCUCUAUUAUACCUUUACAUAAUCAUCCUGGAAUGACAGUGUUGAGCAAGCUUCUAUAUGGUACAUUACACGUUAAAUCGUAUGAUUGGGUCGAUGGGCCUGUGCCAUCUGGACUAUUGCAAGCGAGACCUGCAAAGCUUGUUAAGAAUGGCGAAAUGAGGGUCCCUUCUGAGCCAACGGUUCUCUAUCCAAUAAGUGGAGGCAACAUUCAUUCCUUCAGAGCCUUAACUCCCUGCGCUAUUUUUGACAUCUUGUCCCCGCCUUACUCUGCUGAAGAUGGACGAGACUGUACGUAUUUCCGGAGGUCCCCAAGAGAAGAUUUACCAGGUACUCUUGAAUUGGACGGAGUGACCAUCACGGAAGUGACUUGGUUAGAAGAGUUCCAACCUCCAGAUGACUUUGUGGUUCGGAGAGGACAGUACAAGGGUCGUGCUAUUAAAACUUGAUUUUUUUCCUUUUCUUUGAUCUGUUUUUCCCCCACACCAUUUUUAAAUGAGCUGAGUGCUUAUUUUCGUAGUUUGAGGUGGAAUUCUGGAAUUGAGAUGUCAAUAGCCAUGAGCAAAUUUGUUUCCCUGUUGGCAAUGAGUUUAGGCGUUUUUGUACAUAUCAAUAUAUAGUAAUUUGAAUAGAAAUCUCAGCUAUUAAAGAUUGAACAUGGAUGAAAAUUGAAAGAAUCUCAUCUGGUCUUGUUCGAUUA
Rhododendron vialii is the source of this 1476-nucleotide messenger RNA. RefSeq names its product plant cysteine oxidase 4-like. Bases 506 to 1225 code for a protein of 239 amino acids. Gene Ontology annotation, molecular function: oxidoreductase activity, acting on single donors with incorporation of molecular oxygen, incorporation of two atoms of oxygen. The transcript is spliced from 6 exons. Lineage: Eukaryota; Viridiplantae; Streptophyta; Magnoliopsida; Ericales; Ericaceae. The record is from RefSeq and is a predicted model, not a curated record.